UCGUUUGAAGCGAGUGGAGACUCUUACAAACAGAGCCGCGAUUAGGGGUUCGUCUAUUAUCGUAUACUCGUACUAAAUUGACAAGGGCUUGAAGGCCAUGGAUAGGAACACAGGAUAUCGGUCAGUUAAAUCUGGAAGCUUUUCAAUUGCAGACAUUCUAAACAAGAACCCGUGUGAACCGACAGGAAAGUUUUCUUUUCAAACGCGCUGGCCGGAAAUGAACUCCGAAACGACAACAAAGUCUGAGAAGCAUGUUGCAAAGGCAACGGAUGAAUUAGACUCCGAAGAUAACUUCGCUCAAGGCUCACCAAUGCUAAAGCAAGACAAUACUCUUGAACGAAAGCAGAGUUCGGAGUUAAAGAAAAGACCACGCACUGCUUUCACUAACGAACAAAUCAAAGCCCUGGAGAGUGAAUUUCAGAGAAGCAAAUACCUCAGUGUGGCACGCAGAAUGGAGCUUUCGAAAACGCUGAAGCUCACAGAAACGCAGAUCAAGAUAUGGUUUCAAAACCGUCGGACAAAAUGGAAGCGAAAGCUGGCCGCUGAGAUGGAGUACGCCAUAGCAGCUCAAGGUUAUCUGUACCCUUCACACCCGGUUUACCACAGGCCUAAGUAUUUCUUCAACAACUCCAUGACUCACGCCAGUCAUAUUAAACCAUCACCCUUCACGAUAUACCAUACACCCAUGUGCAUAACUCCACCGAACCAGUCUGUUGGAGGGUAUCCACCGUCAAACUUCAAUCCACCCCCAUUUUAGGCAAGGGCCGGAUUUGUAGAGAAAAAAGAUUUACAGCUGUCGUGUGCAGUUUUCAUGCAUUUGAUAACCGAGCAGUGAUUUGUAUCUUCGUGUCUAGAGGUCUUUUAAAAAGAUUGUGUUCUAAAUAUCUACUUUUUCUUCUUUUUACGAAUCGCAGAAAAAUGAGUUGCUAAUUUCACGAGGGUAAAAGGCCCUUGUUCAUGUAUCACAGUAUUCGUCGCUAGUGGUCGAGUUUAAAGACGAUGUAGUUCCUUUGCGUGUUAAUAUGCUUAAGUGGUUUCUUUGCGAGAAACAAAUUUAGAAUAAAUAUCUUUUAGCGUAGUUACAGUCACCAAAAAAAAAAAAGAUUAAAGCAAAGAACGUUUGUUAAAUAAGGAUAAAAAAGAAAAGCAAAGAAAGGGGUGCCUUUAACAAAGACGAUUUAUAAAGAAGCUAAGUGAAGAAUAGCGUGCCUUUUAGAAAGGCGAUCUAUUCCAGUCGUUUCUUUCGUCAAACAAGACCUAUAAUUCUUAAUAUGGAGGUGCGAGUGAUUUCGUUUGUAUAGAUCAGGGUCGUCUUUAUGCUACAAUAAAGUAAACCAAAUAACAUUCAUGUCAACGUGUUAAGUUUACCGACAAUAAUUAAACACGCAUGGAAUAAGUUAAUUGAAGUUCGUUCACAAAUGAGUAGGCUCAUUUCGGUUUUAUUAGAUUUUGUAAUUAAAGCUCUCACUCAAGCCGCCGUUUUUUAAUUAAGCGCGAUUGAAAUAAUUGCGGAUGGUGGCAGAGUAUCGCAAAUAUUGGGUUAUCGCCCCCACGACAAGGGAAUAAUCGACGAAUUAUGAACAAAGCAAGUAAGCGUGAAAUUAUUUAACUGCCAUUGGCGACAAAUUAUAUUGAGCUGUUUAUACAAUUUCUUUAAUACCGAUUUCUUUGUUAUGACAAAACAAGAGCGAAACAAAGGCAGCAAUUCCAAUUAAGCGCUAGGCACUUUUCUGUUGUUCAAACGCGGUAAAACUUCAUAGUUGAGGACCAAAAAAAUAGGAUCUUUUUCCCAUCUGCCGUUCCUCAGCCAUCGAAAAAGAACGUUUCUGGCAUGAGAGUUAAAUCUGAUAAUCUGAUAAUUUCUAUUAAUUGACUUAAUAAGGGAGCUAUCAACGGUGAUAAACGAUGCUCGGAGACCCCUGCCAAAUCCUGCUGCAAGACAAUAACAGACUAAAAAAAUGAAGCGAUUAAAUCUUUUUCCACAUCAUUGAAUUCUCACCAAGAAUCAAUCAUUUUUAACGACAAAUUUAAUUUGUUUGCGGCUUUGAACUUUGAUGUUCCGCUAUUAGUAAAUGCGCGAUCUGCGUUCUUGAAAUUAAAAACAAUGUCGCCCAAACAUA
Messenger RNA from Orbicella faveolata, 2120 nucleotides. Its product is annotated as homeobox protein MSH-A-like. NCBI's taxonomy places the organism in Eukaryota, Metazoa, Cnidaria, Anthozoa, Scleractinia, Merulinidae. The record is from RefSeq and is a predicted model, not a curated record. Gene Ontology annotation, biological process: regulation of DNA-templated transcription. Gene Ontology annotation, molecular function: DNA binding; DNA-binding transcription factor activity, RNA polymerase II-specific.